AUGACUCAUAGUUCAUUAAGAAAAAUCACGCAAACUUACUUGCAAGACCGAAAAACUGGCCAACGUUUUCGUCUCAAUGGCGACCAAGAAACAUCUUAUAUGCCUGAAAAAGAAUGUCUACGGCAAGAUUUCACUCAAUGCGUUAAGUAUACACCAUCACAUUUACCAGAAAAAGUUGAUCUUCGUCCAUGGAUGACCGAGAUCGAAAAUCAAUCAAGCAUCAGUAGUUGCACGGCAAACGCCAUGGCUGGAGCUUAUGAAUACUUGAACUACAAAUCAACUGGUAAUCAAAUUGAUGUUAGUCGUCUUUUCAUCUACUACAACAGCCGUCUUAAGGGUCUGAAGCAAAAUCAAAAACUCGCCGAUACAGGUUCUGCCAUUCAGUAUGCAGUUGAAAGCUUGGAAGAGUCAGGUGUGUGCCUUGAAUCACUGUGGCCAUAUGAUAUUAAAAAGGUCAAUGCUAAACCUAUCCAACAAUGUUAUAGCGAAGCCGAAGAAUAUACGAUUACUGAAGCACUCCAAGUCCAUAUUGAUAUAAAUGAAAUGAAAUCUUGUCUUGCUCAAGGAUUUCCUAUAAUUGUCAGUCUCAAUUUGUACAAGUCCUUCGACAAAGCCAAAGCAAAGGGUAAGGUUCCAAUGCCCAAAGCGAACGAAACUUCCCGUGACAGUCAUGGCAGGCAUGCUGUUCUCUUAUCUGGCUAUAGUAACUCAUCAAAAGCAUUCAUUGUAAGAAAUUCGUGGGGCAAAGGUUGGGGUGACAAGGGUUAUUGUUAUGUGCCCUAUGAUUAUAUGGGAAAUAAGAAAUUAUGUAAUAUUGCAUGGACGAUAAAAAAAUUGGCGGUGGAUGAAAUGGGAGAAGAUGUAUGGGUUGAUGAAGACGAUAUCAAUUAUUUAGAUGAAGAAGACGAGGAUGAUGAUGAUGAUGAUGAUGCUGAUAUUGAAAAUAUAGUAGAAGAAGAAGAAGAUGAUGAUAAUGAUGGUGAAGAAGAAGAAGAAGAAGAAGAAGAAGAAGAAGAAGAGUAG
Messenger RNA from Rotaria socialis, 1023 nucleotides. The record is from the annotation of a GenBank genome assembly. NCBI's taxonomy places the organism in Eukaryota, Metazoa, Rotifera, Eurotatoria, Philodinida, Philodinidae.